Molecule: messenger RNA, 3357 nt
Organism: Thamnophis elegans (Western terrestrial garter snake)
Lineage: Eukaryota; Metazoa; Chordata; Lepidosauria; Squamata; Natricidae
Gene: SYTL3
Product: synaptotagmin like 3
Exons: 12
Coding region: 1640-2929 (429 amino acids)
Biological process (GO): intracellular protein transport; exocytosis
Cellular component (GO): exocytic vesicle; plasma membrane
Molecular function (GO): neurexin family protein binding; small GTPase binding
Source: RefSeq, a predicted model, not a curated record
CUUUGCAUGUACACUGAGAGCUAUGCAAAUUGUGUAUUUAAUCGCACUUGGCCAGAUAAAGUAUUCCUAUUCUGUUCUAUUCUAUUCUAUUCCCAUUCCCAUUCGCAUUCUCAUUCUCAUUCCAUACCAUGAAGAGUAAAACUGAACUCACUGUUUUUCAGGAAAAGCCUUGUUCUGAAAUAUGUCGUUUCUGAAGAGACCUGUUCAGCCCUUAUCUGGUUCUGGCACCAUCUCCUUCAAAAAACCCACAAUGCUGGGAUAUUCCUUACAGAAUUCCUAGGCACGAGUAGAUCUUGACUGGUUCCAAAAAGCCGAUCCCAAAGAGAUGAUAAAAGCCAAGCCUGUUUGAUAAUAGGAUGAAAGAGUAUCCUAAUCUUAUAGUCUAGACGGUAAAUCCUAAGGUUGUAGUUUGAACUGGGAAGUUGAAAAAAUAACCCAGAAAGCAAUGAUAACUUUCUUCCAUAUUGUUGCCAAGAAUAUACGGAACAUUGUUUUUGCUAUAUGAAUCAUUUUCACCAGCAAAGAUGAAAAAUAUAUGACUGGAAAUAUGAGAAUGAGGAACCAAGAAGUUUAUUUUCUGGGAAUCUCCAGAUUCAAUGGGAAUUGGCCACUGUGAGAAACAGAAUGCAAGUCUAGAUGGAUCAUUGAUUUAAUAAGGGAAAUACUGCAAAAGUUAACUUAUUCCAAAAUAUUCUCUUUAAAUUUGGAUAGGGUUCUUAAACAGACAUAUAGGUGAUUGUAGACACUGAAGAUCUAGAGACUCUAGCUAAGAUGCUGCUUGUUUUUGAUGAGUGAUGAAUUUGAUUUUGGCCCAAUAACAAAGAUAAAACCCUUCCGUCCAUUAAAAGUAUGCACAUUCGCAGUAAAAUAAAACAAUUUCAUCUCCACAUUAACAAUACUGCAAUAUUGUCUAAUUGCCUAAGUUGUCAACAACCACCUCCCCAAUCAUUUCUUGUAAAUGGCAUAUUGACUAUAAUUGUAUGCUUCUUAUUCUGAAGCUUUGCGGAAACUGAGGUUUGCAGAAUUGCACACAUCUAAUAUUAGAGAGGAAGGAGGAGGAAACGCUGUCAGUAUCACAUUUAACUGCUAUUACUCUUCCUGUUCCAUGACUUGGACGUUUCAGACCUAUCUUAAUGAGAACAGCUGUUUUUCUUUCUUUCUCCUGAGUGAAUGGCUUCUUCCAAAACCUGUUGAGCCUCUCUUUGAGAGCAAAUUGUGUUGCUAAUGGUGACUUCCAGUGCAGAUGGCUGAAGGACAAUCAGGUGAAGCACACAGAGAAAACUCCAUGUUAAUUCUGGUUCAGCAAGACGGAAUCAUAUGAAAAGGUGGUAACAAGCUCUUAUUCCAUAAAGCGAGGCCCUCUUUCUGGUUUGGAAGGAAUAGUAGAUUGAGAGCCUGAAGUUCAUAUCUUCAUGGGAGGAAGCAGACAACUGUUAAUAAGAAGAGCAGAUGUAUUAAACAGAUAAUGAGUUUGUGAAAACAAAGGCUUGUCUGAAAUACACACUUCUAUUAUUACUGUUUUUAAAAAGAACAAUGCCUUGCAAAUGUUUCACUAAUGAAUGAAGGAUGUAAGUUUUCAUAGCUCAUUUGCCUGCUGGAUGAUAUUGGAUAUUCUGUCUUAUGAACAUCAGAAGAGAAGAUGUCUCAAGAAUUUAACUUUAACUUACUUAAGGAACUAGAGCAAGACAUUGUUCUAAAUGUCCUUUGCCGUGAUGAGAUGUUGAGAAAACUGGAGGAACAAAGAGUAAGCCAACUGAAAAUCCAACUACAGCAACUUUGGCGUAAAGGAACAAAGAAUGCCAACUAUGGAUCUCAGAAACGGUCAUGUGCCCGUUGUCAGAAGUCAUUUGGAAUCCUGAUCGAUAGAGGAGCAGUGUGCAAAGGAUGCAGCCAUCUUAUAUGCUCUCAAUGUCGCAUUACUGUAAAUGCCUUUCUGUGGAAAUGCACUGUCUGCUAUGCUUCUGAGUCUGUUAAAGUGAAAACAGGUGAAUGGUUCUUUGAGGAGAGAGCAAAGAAAUUCCCAACUGAAGGUAGAUAUGAAACUGCUGGUGCAAAACUCUUGAAAUCUUAUCAGAAAUUAAGCAAGGUAUCGGUGAUUCCUCCAACUCCUCCACCUUUUGCUGAAUCCAUCAAUAGAACGAGUGCAUUGGAAUUAAAACCAGGUUUCCACAAGUCUAUGGAAAACCUUUUUCUGUCUCUUACCACACACAUCAAAAAAAUCUCAAAAUCACAGAAUGAUGUGGCCAAUGAGAAAUACCUCCUCCCAGCAAAUUAUGGGCCAGACAAAGAUCCAGUGAAGGAUAGGAGAAGCCUAUCUGACACAGCUAUUGAUAUUUCAACUAGGAGAUCUUCAAGUAUCAGUGGAGAACAAGAGGACAGUCGAAUUGCUUGCAUAAAAGCAUCAAGUGAAGAAUGCAUAUCCUCCAUAGAUAUAGAUGCUGCCUUAAUCUGUGGAGAUAAAAAACGUGGUAGUUUAUACAGCAUUACCAGCGUUUGCAGUGGGGCUGUUGACUUUGCAAAAGCUGAUGUCGGUGGUGAAAUAGAAUUUGCCAUUAGAUACAAUUUCAAAUUUGGCAUUUUGGAAGUAUGCAUCAGUGCCUGCAAGAAUUUGGCCUACGGAAAGGAAGAAAAAAAGAAAUGCAAUCCAUACGUCAAGACUUACUUGCUGCCUGAUAAAUCUCCCCUGAAUAAACGGAAGACUUCUGUCAAAAAGAACACACUGAAUCCAACAUUCCAAGAAAUAUUAAAGUACAAUAUUGAAUAUUCCCAACUGCAAUCCCGACAGCUUCAGAUAUCCGUCUGGCACACUGGAAUUUUCAGACAUGCUGUAUUCCUCGGAGAAGUGGUGGUAGAUUUUGAAUUCUGGGAUUUUGAAAACUACUCUGCUCAGUCAUUCAACUGGUACCAAUUGAAAGCCAAAGGGACAUGACUGCAUUCGAUUUAUUUAUUUUUACUGUAUUUAUACGUGUUUCCCGUUUCUUCAGAUUUUAAGAAUCAAUGUGCCGUAAGCAAUUCAUUUUUUUUCCAAUGAUGUAGUUGUUAAGUGUUUUCAUUACUAGAAAAAUAGAUUGCAAUUAGAAUCCAUCUCAGAGAUCCUGUAAUCCCUUCCCUGUGCUAUCUAGGUAAAAUUGCUGAGCUUGACUCCUGGCAAUUUCAUAAACACAUCCAAGUAGGUUAUGUUUGCCAGCAGUAUAAAUGCCUUGUCGUAACCUUCCAGGAUUUUUUGACUUCUUGAUCUAGCAUCUGACCAUAGAAUUUCCUGGCUCUUCCACAAAUGUCCCAUCCAAAGCAUUAAACAAGUUUGUUCCUGCUAUUUUUUUUUUAAAAAAAUCUAGGUCAGUGGUUCCCAAACUUGGC